Molecule: messenger RNA, 5062 nt
Organism: Archocentrus centrarchus (flier cichlid)
Lineage: Eukaryota; Metazoa; Chordata; Actinopteri; Cichliformes; Cichlidae
Product: tensin-3-like
Exons: 27
Coding region: 119-3835 (1238 amino acids)
Biological process (GO): dephosphorylation
Cellular component (GO): focal adhesion
Molecular function (GO): protein binding
Source: RefSeq, a predicted model, not a curated record
AGUCACACACACACACACAGACUUUCACUCAUCAGGCUGUACAUUUGACUUCUUGUUUGCAGCAACAGAGGCCGAGGUACCCAUGUGACUGAAACCAGUCACGGAGGAAGCACACCGAAUGGAUCUGACCUACAUCACUGAACGUAUCAUCACCAUAUUCUGUCCUCCUGGAUGUCCAGAGGAGAUCUAUCAGCAGAGCCUAUGGGAGAUUCUUCCCAUGCUGCAGUCCAAGCAUGGACACAACUACAUGCUCAUCAACCUCUCUCAGAAGCAUGACCCUGUGAGCAGAAUCAACCACAAGGUUUUGGAUACAGGUUGGGUGGAACUCUUGGCUCCCAGCCUGGAUCAGAUCAUCAGUGUGUGCACAGCGAUAGAGAACUGGCUGAACACCCAUCCAAAGCAUGUCCUGGUGUUACACUGCAGGGGAGGGAAAGGCCGGUUAGGAGUUCUGGUGGCGUCCUACAUCCACUUCUCCAACAUGUCAGCCAGUGCAGACCUUUCCCUCGACCAUUUCGCCAUGAGGAGGUUCUACAAUGACAAGCUCUCUGCUCUUAUGACCCCUUCACAGAAACGGUAUGUGUGGAUGCUGGGCAGCAUGUUAAAAGGAGGACUGAAGAUGUGCCCUUCUCCAUCUUUCCUCCUCUGUGUUGUUCUUUAUGGUCUCCCCAAAAUAAGAGCAGAUGGAGGAUGUUUCCUCUUCCUGAGGGUCUACCAAAGUCUGCAAGCUGUUUGCACUUCUGCAGUGUAUCAUGCUAAUGCAGCUGAAACAGAUCGCCUCUACAUUGUGCUUCAGCCAGCUCAGCUGCUCAAAGGGGACAUCAUGGUGGUUUGUUAUGAUAAAAACAGCCUGUCUGCCAGUCGUCAGGUCAUCUUCCGUGUCCAGUUUCAUACGGGCCUUAUAGCGGGACACACCCUCACUUUCUCAAAGGCGGACCUUGACUGUGCCAGUGAAGAUGUCCGGUUCCCAGAAGAUGGAAAAGUAGAGCUGCUGUUCUCUGAAAGUCCUGAGAAAAUUGCAGGCAGAGAGCUGUGGCACAACGGACGCUCAGUGACGGUGGACUAUGACACCUUGGACCCUUUGGUUAGACGAGACUCAUAUCACGACGCAUCUUGCCUGGAAAGAGCUCCACCUCAUGUCUCCGACUCUGACGUUUUGUGUGGCAGAGUGAGGAAGAAGAGAAGUGAGGAAGGCGCUUCAGUCUCUUUAACUACCAGCAGUCCUAGUUGCAGUGACCGAGCUCCAUCUGCCAGCAGUGAUUCGGGCUUGUCUGUUGCCUCACAGGGGCUGACUGGAGACAGACUGAAGAGAGGAGCCACGCAGGACAAGCGUUCCCAAGCAGGGAAGCUGGUCUCUGGGGUGGACUGCGAGCUUUCUCAGUAUCUUCAGGAGGUCAUGACUGAGCUCGCUUCGUCCGGUGGAAGGAAGGAGGAGAUAACUGGAGAUGAAUCUGGAUUGGGACACACAAUCAAUGGCGAGUCUUCGUCCAGCGAGAGGGAGACUGACAUAUUGGAUGACGAGGAUGAAGUAGACAAUGUGGCAGUUCCUGCUUUAGACAUACCAAACUCAAGUGGCAUUUGCUCCCUCUCAUCUGAAAAUCUGCCUAAAACUCAGAAUCUAACCCAAGUCAAGUGCCUGACUCAGUCCUGGGUACAGCAACAACAAAAGGCUGGUGCAGGUGAUAACUUCAUUACAGCUGAUGGGGAUGGGAAUUUGAACAGGAUGAAGAAAGCGAGGCCACCUCCUCUGGUUGCGUCUGUGGCUGCUCCAGACACCCCACCUCGAGGACUCAGCAGCAAGGAAGCAGUACAGAGAGGGCUGGUGAAUGAGGAUGAUGCACUUAUGGUAGAUAAGUCUGCCAGUACCACACAGACUUCAUCUUGUCAAGAAGACGAACUAGCGUCGUUAUCCACAGACAUCGAUGAGUCCAUAGAGCAGCUGAAUCAGCUGAUUCUGGAUUUGGAUCCCACCUUCGUCCCUGUUCCUACCCGCUGCUCCCCUUUAUCCCGCACUGCCUCCCUACACACCAAUGGCCUCAGCCACAAGGGAAGCACCCAUCAGUCAGGGUGGAUGCAGCAGAAACAGGUCAGCGAUGUGAUGGAUUACGCUGGGCUCCGCAGUCCGGGAUGGAGAGGGGGUGGACAUCAGUCUCUCAGGGACUCCCCAGGCUACAGUCCCGCCUCACCCUCUCAGCAUGGACACCUCUAUAAAUCCAACAGCGUGGACUAUCAAGGACGUGCAGUUGGCACUGACAUCGUCCCUUCCACUCCGGCCUUCCCCGUGUCUCCUCCAACACCUUACGUGAAACAUUUCUCAGAGUUUUCCCAGCUCAGGACAGGCAGGCAGCUUGACCAACACAGCUGGACACAAGAUUCCCGGAGUUUCCUGGACAGCAUGAACCACGGCAGCAGCUCCACAGAGGGAGAGAUGUUCAGAUCAGACGUGUCCGUCACUCCUGCUUCCUGUCAGAGGAUCUUUGGCUCCAUGUGCUCAGUGUCAUCAGACAGCCCCCUCCCACACACAGACAGUUCCUCUCCUGCUCCAAUGUGGCACGACCAGACUCCAAAUUCCCUAAACUCUCCAUAUCCUCCCCAGCCCUCACCCCCUCUAUCUCUCAACUCUCCCAAUGCCCACAGUUCUCCCCGGGGGCCUCCAGGGGCCCGCAGGGGGACGGACAGCACAGAUUUGUCCUCAUUAUUGUUGGGGAACGGUGGCCUGGAGGAGAGCCUGCUGGAGGCGAUGGAGGGCCUUGGUAGUCUUAACCUGCUGGGAGAGGAGGGCCUCGCCCCGCUGCUGCCUGAGAAAAGAAGGGGGGUUGAAGGGGGAGAGUUUGGCUCCCGCUCCCCUUCACUGAGUGGAUAUUCCAGCCCUCAUAGUGGCAGCAGUCUCAGCAUCCCUUUCUCAUCUUCCAUGACCCCUGACCCCCUAAGAGGACUCAGUGGGGCCCCGUCACCUGGAGCAGACUCUGCCAGUAAGCAGGACACCGUGAAGUUUGUUCAGGAUACUUCCAAGUUCUGGUACAAGCCCGACAUUUCCAGAGACCAAGCCAUCGCGGUGCUGAAGGACAAAGAGCCGGGCUCAUUCAUUGUCAGAGACAGCCAUUCAUUUCGUGGAGCAUACGGAUUGGCCAUGAAGGUGGCCACGCCUCCUCCAUCAGUGAUCCAACAGAGCAAAAAAGGAGAUCUGUCCAAUGAGCUGGUGAGACACUUCCUGAUAGAGUGCACGCAGAAAGGUGUUCGUCUUAAAGGAUGCCCUAAUGAGCCGUACUUUGGAAGUCUCACAGCGCUGGUGUGCCAACACUCCAUCACUCCUCUGGCUCUGCCCUGUAAACUCAUCCUACCUGACAAAGACCCACUAGAGGAGCUGAAUGACUCUCCGACACAGACAGCAACAAACUCAGCAGCUGAGCUUCUCAAACAGGGAGCAGCAUGUAAUGUGUGGUACCUGGGCUCCGUGGAGCUGGAGUCUCUCACGGGACACCAGGCAGUCCAGAAGGCCACCACGCUCACGCUCUCCAUGGAUCCUCCGCCUGCCUCCACUGUCGUACAUUUCAAAGUGUCAGCGCAGGGAAUCACACUCACUGACAACCAGAGGAAGUUGUUCUUCAGGAGACACUACGCUGUGAACACCGUCAUAUUCUGUUCUCUGGACCCACAGGGCAGGAAGUGGACAAGAGACAGCGGCUCCACUGCAAAGAUCUUUGGAUUUGUUGCCAGAAAAUCUCAGCGUGAGAUGGAAAAUGUGUGCCAUCUGUUUGCUGAGCACGACCCCGAGCAGCCAGCAAGCGCCAUUGUCAACUUUGUCUCGAAGGUCAUGAUUGGGUCACACAAGAAGUAAGGAUGAAGAGACUUGAGCAGCAGAGUAAAGAACUAGGACUAUCGGGGUCCCGCCCAAAAGUCAAAUAAAUGUGAAAGAGGCAAAAACUUUGAACCCUCACACUCCAAAGCCUUAUACUGCUGCUCCUCCCUGCAGAGCAAAACUGGAUUAUUUUGUACUGACUGCACUGCAGGAUGCUACCACCAGAGGGAGCCAAAACUCAGAAAGUUGAACUCAUCAGCAGGAAGCUAUUCCGAACUUCCAAGCCUUUUUAUAAAAUGUGUAUGAUAGAAGACAUUUUCUCACCCAGAAUCGAAUAUGAAAAUCAGCUUUGUCACAUCUCGACUACUUUAUUGGGUCUUUUAUUUUGAAACUUAUUCAAAAUGCACUUAUGACACAUUAAUCUUGCUUGUGGCUGCACACUUAUUCUAAUCAAGGAAUAUUAGAUAGUCCAUACAUAAGCAUUUAUUUCUAAUUAUAAUUACAAUUCUGAGAUUCUGUGUUUUAUUUGUAACAAUGGUCAAAACAGGUUUCAUUAGGUUUCAUUUUGUGUAAACUAAUUUUUUAUAUUAAAUGAAACCAACAAUAUUGUUGCAUGCAAUAUUGUUGGUUGCCCUGUACUUAAGAUUGAUUGAUUUAUGUUAUGUUUAUGUAUUGUUUAAGAUAUUUAUCCAUUUUAAAGAUGUGUUAAUGUCUUUAUUUUCCCAAAAUACAUUUGUCAUAUAUUUUUUUGUAUGUUAACACAUGUUGUACAUUAGCAUUAAGGGAAGUGUACUUAAGAAUUUAUGCAAUUUUCUUACAUAUUGUGGCGAAAUAUGAUGUAAUAUUUUACACAGUGAGCUACUAUACACUGUACUCUGCCUACUUAUAUUUGUAUAAAUAUAGGUGUUCAUAUGUCUUUUAUCGAGAACUUCAGUACAGUUUUGUGUACAGUUAUUGUGCCCUAAAUUUUCUCUUUGGAUCUUUGGAUGCAUGUUGAUGAGUUACAGCAGAAUCUCUGAUGCAUUGUUGAAUAUUAUUCCCGUAAUAUUGCAAAAAAAAAUCUUUUGUUUGCAGCUGUUGCUGUGUUGUAAAUCUCAAAACUGACCGUACCUUCUCAGUAUAUCAUCACCUGAAAAGCAAAAGUUGAUGAUCUCGAUCCCAAGAGGAGAUGUUUGUCCGUUGAAGGUUGUGUCAGGAGCGGCAACCAGCUUAAAAAAAUCUGCUAAAUCAAACAAGCAGAGCUCCCCACUGUGGCAGCCCCCUUGU